UUAACACUUUUGGGCUCCUUAAUUCCAUAUCAUCUACCAAAGCUUAUUGCUUUUCUCACUGCCCUAUCAAAUUGUGCACCCAAAGUUGUUAUCUUUGCGCUGCAAGAUGCGCAAUUGUUCAAGUGGGUAGCGGUUUUGGCUGCGUUUUGGAUUCAGGGUUCGAUCAAUGUCUACGCAUAUGGUUCUCCUCCUUCAGAGACCACCAUGCACACUAACAAUUGGGCUGUUCUUAUCAGCACCUCUCGCUUCUGGUUUAAUUAUCGACACAUGGCCAAUACUCUAGCCAUGUACAGGGCGAUUAAGCGACUUGGAAUACCUGAUGAGAGGAUAAUACUUAUGCUGGCAGAUGACAUUGCCUGUAUUGCAAGAAACAAGUACCCUGCUCGUUUUAACAAUGGAAACCAUAAACUUGACUUGUAUGGGGAUAAUGUUGAGGUAGAUUAUCGAGGUUAUGAAGUGACGGUUGAAAGUUUCUUACGUGUAUUAACUGGUCGCCAUGAGGCUGCCGUUCCAAAAUCGAAGCGCCUUUUAAGUGAUGAAGGAAGUAACAUUCUUUUGUACAUGAGCGGGCAUGAAGCAGAUGGGUCUUUAAAGUUUCAAGACUCGAAAGAGCUCCGAAGUCAUGUUUUAGCUGAUGCCGUGAAACAAAUGAAAGAACAACGCGGGUUCAAGGAGCUGCUGAUAAUGGUGGACACUUGCCAAGCUGCCACUCUCUUCUCUCAGCUUCGAUCACCAGGUGUUUUGGCUAUUUCCAGUAGCAUGAAAGGAGAAAAGUCAUACUCGCAUCAGUUCGACUCUGAUGUUGGCGUCCCUGUUGUUGAUCGUUUUACAUUGUACACUCUCGCUUUCUUUGAGACAAUGCAUGACAAUGCUUCUGUGAGCAGUCUUUUUAAUUCGUACGACCGGAGCUUGUUGAUGUCGACUGCAUAUUACCAAACAGAUCUAUUCCAGCGUCGUCUUGAAAAGGUACAUGUGAGAGACUUCUUUGGAUCAGUCAUGAAAACCACACAUAUUUAUUCAGCCUAUGACGUUCCAAGGAAAAGUUACAGCAGAGCUGAACCCUUUGAUCAAUCAGCCAUCGGUGAUGAAAGAAUUCUGGUUGAAUCGAAUGAUCAGAAUUAACUCAGUGACCUGAAAUUAGAGGAUCAACAUGGAGCUUUCAGACAUAUGUGGAACAUUUUCAAUGACAAGGUCUGGAAAAUUGAAGAUGCGGAUUCAUUUGUGCAGUAUGGUUUGCUACUAGCCGUGCUUCCACUAUUGAUACUUUCCACAUGGCUAUUGCGGUGA
Molecule: messenger RNA, 1287 nt
Organism: Argentina anserina (silverweed cinquefoil)
Lineage: Eukaryota; Viridiplantae; Streptophyta; Magnoliopsida; Rosales; Rosaceae
Biological process (GO): attachment of GPI anchor to protein; proteolysis
Cellular component (GO): GPI-anchor transamidase complex
Molecular function (GO): GPI-anchor transamidase activity
Source: RefSeq, a predicted model, not a curated record